This is a messenger RNA of Centruroides sculpturatus (bark scorpion), 829 nucleotides long. RefSeq lists its product as uncharacterized. The record is from RefSeq and is a predicted model, not a curated record. Bases 28 to 411 code for a protein of 127 amino acids. The transcript has 2 exons. Lineage: Eukaryota; Metazoa; Arthropoda; Arachnida; Scorpiones; Buthidae.
UCUAUUGUUUGCUCGUGCGAUUGUUUAAUGCGAGUGCUUUUUCUAGUUUUGCUUCGUUUGCAGAGAUUGUUUAAAGUGAUAAUGGAGAAUUUCAGAGAGUUGAAGUUGCGCAUCUCGGACAAUGCAGAGUCCGAGGAUGACGCCUGGUCUUGGCCAGGUGUCAUAAGGGUGCUUCCGAAGGAUGCGGAGGAGAAGUGUCAUAAACCGGACGUCAAACGGGUGGUGGUCGUAACUCCGGACGACACCGCCUCGUCUCUCGUCCAAUAUCUGGAAAGGCGAUAUCCGGAGGUUCCGGAAUGGACGGUGGAGACACCGUCGGGUGAGACCGGAGUGGACAGAAAGGAGUCCGAAGAGUCCGCCGAGCGUAAAAGGCCUUGGUGGAAAAGGUUGUUUUGCUGCUGGAAGACAUAAAUCUCUUUUCUGGCCAGGCCUUCUUGCGCAGAUUUCGACUUUUCACCGAAUGUAACAUCGCCAUUCGGAAGUGACCUUACACCCAAAUAUGACACUCACCAGGAAUUGACCUUUCAUCCGGCUACGACUUAAUCGACUGGACUUGACUUUUCAUCCCAAUUUACGGACGGAUACUUCGACACCAUUGGAGAUUCGGUUAAAAGCAUAGAACAACAACAGUGACAUCAAGCAGUGUUCUCGUGUUUAAUUAAAGACUGUUUAAUCGGCUAUAACUGGCCAAAACGACUUACAUCCUACAGGCAUUUACACAGUAUUUCAUCCGCUAAAAACUUUCGCCGCCAAAUAACGAAUAUUCGCCACUAAAAGGCAUACCAGACGAAUUUAAAUAAAGCCAAAAAUACACGUACUCGCUUUGUGU